Molecule: messenger RNA, 5608 nt
Organism: Poeciliopsis prolifica (blackstripe livebearer)
Lineage: Eukaryota; Metazoa; Chordata; Actinopteri; Cyprinodontiformes; Poeciliidae
Product: AP2-associated protein kinase 1-like
Exons: 19
Coding region: 648-3122 (824 amino acids)
Biological process (GO): protein phosphorylation
Molecular function (GO): ATP binding; protein kinase activity
Source: RefSeq, a predicted model, not a curated record
GAAGAAGGUGCUCUUCCCCAGCUGCCUGUAGCCACGUUAGCCCAGCCACUAACCUGGAGCUGGUCAGCAAUCCACAACUUGCUGCGGUCGCGUAUGGGCAGUGUUUCGUCGUUGUUGUUUUUUUCGCAUGAGACAAACCCACUAAUGAACUGGCUAACACUAUGUACUGAAGACACAAGUAGAGAUGCGUUAUAGGCUACUCUGGCCACCAAGGACCUACCUGGCUGCCCAGUCUAUCGACUGACAGCUGUCACCUAGCUGCUUAGCUCGGGAGCUAGCUAGGUGCGCUAACGGCUAACUGGGAAUUUUGUUUUUAGGCUCGCAGCCAGGCUAGUAUAGCCAGCCGGUGUUGGUGUCGCUUCAGACAGAAACAAUGACUUCUUGAACAUUUGACUCCGCCUUUUGGUCAAACCAUGAGUUAGCAGAGGUUCUUCAGACAACAGUGUUUGGCAUUAUUUCAAGCUAGUUCAGCUAUUUUCUGUCUCCCAGGUAGCUUACUGCUAUCACUCAGUUGUUAAAAAGCCACUGCAGGAGGAAAACACCGGUUCCUCAGUGGAUUGGGACCGACUAUAACUUGCUGUCGCCGUCGUUUCGACUCUAAGCUAUUUUUUUGGACUUCGGCCUGCUCUCGAUAGCAUCUGGGUGAAAUGAAGAAAUUCUUUGACUCUCGUCGGGACUUUGCGGGCUCUGGGCCUGGUUCGGGAGCUGGCGGAGGAGGCACCGGUUCUGGCGGCGGCGGGAGCUUCAUUGGACGGGUCUUCAGCAUCGGAAGAUAUCAAGUGACUGUCGAGGAAAUUGUUGCAGAAGGAGGUUUUGCAAUUGUGUUUUUGGUGCGAACUCACCAAGGGCAACGUUGUGCUCUCAAACGAAUGUAUGUCAACAAUGAACAUGAUCUCAGGAUCUGCAAACUUGAGAUACAAAUUAUGAGAGACUUGGUAGGCAACAAAAACAUAGUUGGUUUCCUGGACUCCAGUAUAGCAGCUGUGGGAGCUGGAGAUGUGUGGGAAGUCUUGAUCUUAAUGGACUUCUGCCGAGGUGGGCAGGUGGUUAACCUGAUGAACCAGCGAUUACAGACCGGCUUCAGUGAAGCUGAGGUGUUGAGGAUCUUUUGUGACACAUGUGAGGCUGUCGCUCGGCUUCAUCAAUGCAAAACUCCCAUCGUCCAUCGAGACCUCAAGGUGGAAAAUAUUCUCCUGCAUGACCAGGGGCACUAUGUGCUCUGUGAUUUUGGAAGUGCCACAAAUCAUUUCCAAAACCCACAAACUGAAGGGGUUGCAGUCGUAGAAGAGGAAAUUAAAAAAUACACCACCCUGUCAUACCGUGCUCCAGAGAUGGUCAACCUUUAUGGUGGAAAACUCAUCACAACAAAAGCAGAUAUUUGGGCUUUGGGUUGUCUGCUCUAUAAACUCUGCUUCUUUACGCUUCCUUUUGGUGAGAGCCAAGUGGCUAUCUGUGAUGGUAGCUUCACUAUCCCAGACAAUUCUCGUUACUCCCAGGAAAUGCAUUGUCUCAUCAGAUACAUGUUGGAACCCGAUCCUGACAAGAGACCAGAUAUUUACCAAGUGUCCUACUUUGCCUUCAAACUGGCCCGGCAGGAGUGUCCUGUCCCAAAUCUGCACAAUUCCCCAAUUCCUUCACAACUUCCUGAGCCCAUCCGAGCCAGUGAAGCAGUGGCCAAAAAGAGUCAAACCAAAGCUAGACUAACAGACCCAGUUCCAACUACAGAAACCUCUAUUGCACCUCGACAGCGACCAAAAGCUGGCCAGCCGCAGUCGCAGCCUUUAUCAGGCAUUCUUCCCAUCCAACCAGCUCUCACCCCACGCAAGAGGCCUAAUGUGGCAACAGGAACACCGCCUGCUUUUGCAGUAGGAAUCAAUGCCGCAGCCACAGCUGCUGUUCAACCUGCACAGCAAGCUCCACCUGCACAGGCUGCUCAUCAACUAACGCAGACGAGCAACAAGCAGCCACAGCCUACGGCACAUCAGCAGGUCCUCAUGAAGACACAGCAGGCCUCACCCUUCCUAAUCCCUCACAAUAACCAGCAGAACCUGCAGCACCAACAACAAACAUCCUCCCAUGCAUCUGCUCUGCUGCAGUCCAAAGCUAAACCUGUUUCCCCAGUUUCCACUCUGCAACUUCAGCAGCAGCAUGUAGUCCACGAACCAUCCGCAACUCAUCUUGUUCCCAUUCCUGAGUCUGCAGUCAUUGCUCCUACAGCUGCCCCACAGACUCUAGGCAGAGAGAUGCGCAAAGUUGGCUCCUUGACACCUCCUUCAUCACCAAAGAUGGCUCCAAAAAGCGGCCACAGGCGAAUCCUGAGCGAUGUCACCCACAGUGCCAUCUUUGGAGUCCCAGUCAGCAAAUCCACCCAGCUGCUCCAGGCAGCCGCAGCUGAGGCCAGCCUCAACAAGUCCAAAUCAGCCAGCACCACUCCUUCUGGCUCCCCCUGCUCGUCCCAGCAGAAUGUGUAUCAUCCAGGUGGUGACGCUCCAUCAGCGCUCGCUGCACCGAAUCCUCAGCCUGGCUGGAACCCCUUUGGAGAUGAUAACUUCUCCAAGCUAACUGCAGAGGAGCUACUCAACAAAGACUUUGCAAAGCUAUCUGAGUCUGCUCAGCCUGGUGAAAUAGACCUCACAUCCAGUGAAAGUCUCAUUCCAGAGCUUGGGGCUUUUCCAGCAAAGGCUGAGGUGUGUGUGGAUUCCUUGAUUCCUGGUUUGGAAGCUCCUCAGCCUCAGCACCAUUCAGGUCAGCCAGAACGUAUUGCUGCCAGCAUGCCAGAUUCUUUCACUGGGGAGGCAUCUCUGCUGGGCUGUGAUUUGCUAACUCAUACUUCUGCUGGAAGCCAGCCUGUUUCAGCGCUCCCUUCCUCCUUCUCUUCUGGCCCCCCUGGCUGUGGCUCCGGAUCCUGUCUGGAGGAUCUGCAACCCAGUCAGGCUGCCGACUCUUUCCUCUUGUCUGGUGGGAAAAAGGGCAAUGAUGAAGAGUUUGACCCCAUUCCUGUGCUUAUUCCCAAAAACUCAAAUCAAGGUGGUCACUCUCACAGCAACAGUGGCAGUUCAGAGUCCAGCAUCCCCAACUUGGCGCGCUCCCUUCUGCUGGUGGAUCAGCUCAUCGACCUCUAGAGGGGUGGGAGAGGUCGAAAGGGCAGAAUGCAAUCCUAAAAACAAAAUGAAACAAAUAAAAAGGGUGUUGGAGAGACAGGCACUUGCUGUAUCAACCUUUUGAAGUGAGGAAAAGCCAGCAUGGAUUGGUUCAAUAGAGCCAUUCUGUUUAUGUGCCUCCUUGGCCUCAACUCCAUCUCUAGCAGCGUGAUAAGCUGGUUUCAUGCAUCUCUGCUGGCCGUUGACAUUUCCACGCUGGUAUUUUAUUUUUUUUCCUUUUCUGUUAAUGGCUGAGAAUAUCAUCUGCUUCCGUCCUGGCUUCACCAUGGUCUUUUUUUGUUUUUUCAUGCUUCCUUGUUCUUGCAAUAACGUCCCUCAUUGAUUUUUUUAUUUUUUAUACCCAUGGUGAUUGACUGUCACAGCAAGCACUGCUUGGUCACAGGUCCUUGGUGUGUUUUGUUCGUUAUCAUGGUUAAAUCUUGAAAGAACUGUCAGGAACAUUCCUGCAUGUCAAGAGGUCGUUGAAGAAGUGAAAUUGAGAAUGAUGUAGACCUUAUGAAUACCAUGGUGGAGUCUUUAUUUUGAAAGAUUUGGACUGGAUCAAACAAGAUGGAACAUUAAGGAACCACUCAAUCAUUUACUGCUGCAUUGAACAAGAUUUUUUUUUUGAGCAAUACAAAAGGGCAUUUGUUUUAGUUAAUUUAACCCAUUGUGUGGAAACAGCUUCAAUUGGAUUACAGAACAUAUAGCCUUAGGAAUUUAUAUCCAUUCAGUCCUGUGCUGCUAUUCCCAUGUGCAUCUUUCACGUUCAGGUAGGUUAUAGUGCCUUGCAAAAGUAUUUCUAUACCUUUAAUAUGUCAAUUUUUUGUUCAUAUAGCAAACAACUUUCAGUGUAUUUUUAGGGGGAUUUUAUAUGAUACACCAGUCCAAAGUUGUGUCUUUAUUGAAGUAAAUUUAAAAGGAUUCAGUGUUCAGUUUUUUUUCUUUAAUCACUUAACUAAGAAUUGAGGCACUUGGCAUCAGAAGUAACUUAGCUGUUAAAUUGAGUCAAAAUAAUUUUUUAAAAAUAUGACUGAUACCAACAUUUGGGUCAAAUGUUGGUAUCAGUCAUAUUUUUAAAAUUUGAUUGAUUUGACUUGAACCUUUCUGUUUGUUCGCUACUUUGUGCUGGUUCAUCACAUAAAAUCCCAACACAAUACAUAGAAACUUGUGGUUUUAACAUGUCAGAAUGUGGUAUAAAUGCUUUUCCAAUGCACUGUAUAAGUAGGUGUGUGCAGAUUUCUUUUUCUGAAUAUCAUGAAGGGUGUUACAAAUGUUAAAACUACAACAAUAAUGGUUAUGAUCUUUUGCUUUUUAAAACAUGAAACGUUUGAACUUUGGCUGACUAGUUUGACGCAAAGAUAUCAGCCUUUUUCAUAACACCACAUAUGUGUAUUACUCAAACUGGUGCAUUUUCAUUUGUAUUUUUAAAUUUUACAACUCCUAUAGCACUAAUGUGAACAGACGAGAACCAAAGUGAAAUGAGAUUUUGUAAUCCUGCUGUUAGCGAUGUAACGUUCUGCUCUCAGGGUCAGUAUGAGUGAGCAGACUUUUUCAGUAAUCAUCCUGACACUGAAGGAGGUUUAGUGUAGAUACCAUCAAAUGUUUGUUUUCUGUGGGGUAACCAUAUUAACAACAAUGACCUACCAUGCUCUUGCUCAAUUCCCUCUUCCUUACUCAUUUAUAUGUCUAACUUCAGUGCAAAAAUAUCCUAUUGCUCAAUUUCACUAUUUUUAGCCCUUUUGAUUUUAGGUUGUUGUAUAUUAUUUAAAGGCAUUUUAUCGGUCAUAGUGUGAAUAAUAAUCAUAGGAAUUUAGUAAAACCUGUAUGAGCGAUCUCAUCAUUUAACAUGUUGAACAAUUUACUUAGAUUAAACACACAUUAAUUACAGUGUAUUUAAAAGUGUAAAUGAUGACCUAGCCUGUUAAAUUUUCCGCUGUUUAUUUCUCUCCAUUCAUGUCGAUUAUUCAGCCAGAGCUUUCGAUGUUUAUGCACUUAAUACAUGAAAUGGUGUGCUUCUGAGUUGUCUGCCCAGAUCAUAUUUUUAGCACUUUGUUCCUAUUGUACCAUUGAUAUGUUACUGUUAUAGUGACGGCAGAUUGUGCUAUAAGAGAUGUUAUGACGGAGUGUUCUUCCUGAUGUCUCUGGAGCACCUUUGGUUCCUCAUGACUGCCUGUUUUUAUUGAUCAAAUAAUGAGAGAAAGUUGAAUGGCAGCUGUACAAAAAAAUGCAUUACAUUUGCUGACAAUCAUUGCAGUUUAUGUUGCUAUAUGUAAAGAUUCCACCAAGUUCUACUUUGAAUUAGGGCUUUUAUUUUGUCAAGGAAGUUUAACUGCAUUGCUGUCUAUUGUAAGCUUAUUUUUAAGCGUAGUUUGACCUUGCACUUAACCUUGAACUGCACAUUUCCUUCUGUUUUGCCAUCACUGCUACAGUUAAUGGUUUAUGCAUAAAUCUCUUUAAGAAAUCAA